AUGCAGUUCAAGACGAUAAUCAUAACUUUAGUUUCAUUAGCCUAUGUAUCUGCCGUUUCGAGAAGCAAGGCGAAACCUCAUCAUCAUCUUCAUGAAGAGAAUUCCACUGCGCUCAAUAGGACCAAUGCCACCACUGCCACUGCCACCAGGGGCAAUGGCGUGAUUAACAGUGUGAAUUUGGCUGGUGCUGCUGCUGCCAUUGCUGCUGGUGCCAUGUUGUUGUGA
Lodderomyces beijingensis is the source of this 225-nucleotide messenger RNA. The record is from the annotation of a GenBank genome assembly. NCBI's taxonomy places the organism in Eukaryota, Fungi, Ascomycota, Pichiomycetes, Serinales, Debaryomycetaceae.